Molecule: messenger RNA, 1169 nt
Organism: Vespa velutina
Lineage: Eukaryota; Metazoa; Arthropoda; Insecta; Hymenoptera; Vespidae
Product: GTPase Era, mitochondrial
Exons: 3
Coding region: 62-1153 (363 amino acids)
Biological process (GO): ribosomal small subunit assembly
Cellular component (GO): mitochondrial matrix
Molecular function (GO): rRNA binding; GTP binding; ribosomal small subunit binding
Source: RefSeq, a predicted model, not a curated record
CACAAUCUUAUGGCACUAACUUCAAGCGAUUAAACUUCUCGCAAAAUUUAGCAGACUUAUUAUGCUUACAAAAAGCUUUUUUACCACUUUAUUGCUGUUUUAUAUUGACAUUAUCGUGAUUUUGCGUGAUAUAAUCAUGUUAUGCAUUAUACAAAAGCGUAUAAUACAAAAAAGUUACUGCUUAACACGACAGUUCACUUCAAAGAUUAUUUGUUGUCAAUUAAAUCAACCUGAAAAACAUAUAUUACAAUCUGAUACCAAUUUUACGUCUAUACAAAGAGAUCCUACAUUUUUAAAAAUUGCAAUAAUUGGUGCACCAAAUGCUGGGAAAAGCACUCUUAUUAAUAAUCUUAUAAAUAGAUCUAUAUGUCCUACUUCAUCAAAGGUUCAUACAACUCAAGUAAAAUGCGAUGCAGUAUAUUCAUCAGAAAAUACUCAACUUGUUUUUAUUGAUACUCCUGGUCUUAUAACACAAAAGGAACAAAAAAAGUAUAAAUUAAGUAGUAGCUAUGAGAAAGAUCCAAAGAUUUCUACUCAUGUAGCAGAUAUUGUUGGAGUUGUACAUGAUGUAUCAAAUAGAUACACCAGGAAUAAGUUACAUAAUAAUAUUCUUGAUUUAUUAAAAGCUUUAAAAUCUGAUAUACCUACAUUACUCAUUAUGAACAAAAUUGAUCAAGUAAAACAUAAAGAUAGGUUAUUAGAAAUUAUUAAAGUACUUACAAAUAAAACAAAUUGGCCACAUUUCUCUGAUGUAUUUUUAAUAUCUGCAUUAACCUCUGAUGGUAUAGAUAGUUUGAGAGAGUAUUUAAUUUCUUCUGCAAAACCUAAAGCUUGGCAGUAUAAUGAAGAUACUUAUACAGAUCAAUCUCUAGAAACAAUCAUACAACAAACAGUACGUGCAAAGUUAAUGGAUGUUCUCCCUCAGGAAAUUCCUUACAUUUCACGUUCAGUAUUAGAAUAUUUGAAAAUAUAUUCAGAAGGAGGAAUCUGUGCUUCCAUUAUAAUAGAAUUACCUAAUAAAAAAAAGAGUUCCAUUGUAAUUGGUCAACGAGCUAAACGUAUAAAAUUUAUCGUCCAAGAAUGUGAAAAAGAAUUACAAUAUGCACUUCGAGCACCUGUAAAAUUAAAAAUAUUGGUUAAAUCCAAAAAAUAAAUCUAGUUUUCUAUUA